This is a messenger RNA of Athalia rosae (coleseed sawfly), 3396 nucleotides long. It is a transcript of the gene Sap-r, whose product is annotated as prosaposin. Bases 169 to 2874 code for a protein of 901 amino acids. The record is from RefSeq and is a predicted model, not a curated record. The transcript is spliced from 13 exons. NCBI's taxonomy places the organism in Eukaryota, Metazoa, Arthropoda, Insecta, Hymenoptera, Athaliidae. Gene Ontology annotation, biological process: sphingolipid metabolic process. Gene Ontology annotation, cellular component: lysosome.
CCUCCAUAAGCCGCAGUGAGUCCUUGGCUGUUGUCAGAGAACGUUCUGAAUAAAGUGAUUCCAAUAGUGAGUUGUCUAAAUCGUUGGUAGCGACGUAAGAACUGUAGUGAUUUCUCAUUAUUUUCUUGAUAUUUUGACCAACUAAUAAAUAGCUGUAUUGGCUACAAUAUGAAAGCAACGUUAUUAGCGCUCUGCGCGUUUGUGACUGUCGCCACAGCCAGAGUUGUGAUCAAUGCUGGCAUUGAAGAUACACCUUAUCUUCUUGGGGCCAAAGCAUGUACUUGGGGCCCAUCAUAUUGGUGUCAGAAUAUAACCACGGCGGCAGGAUGCAAAGCAACCAAGCACUGCAUCAAGACAAAAUGGGAGACAAUGACAGUAGAGGUUGAUACUGAUAGCGUAUGCGAUAUCUGCAAAGAUAUGGUAAAGCAAGCGAGGGACCAGCUGGAAAGCAACCAGACUCAAGAAGAUCUAAAGGCUGUUUUUGAAGGCAGUUGUGCUUUAAUCCACAUAAAGCCCAUUGUUAAAGAAUGCGACCAACUGGUAGAUCAGUUUAUACCAGAAUUGGUUGAGACUUUGGCUUCUCAGAUGGAUCCUUCUGUAGUUUGUUCCGUAUCUGGGUUGUGUAACUCCAAACGCAUUGAUCAGAUGCUUCUUGAAUACGAACAUAUUAUGAACGAGAAUGAUGAAAUUGUACCUAAGUCUUUGUACAAUGACGAGUUAGAGCCUGAUGAGUGCUCAAAAUGUUACACCAUUGCAACGCAUCUGGAACACAAACUAGAAGGAGCAUCUCGCGAUCAAAUUCUGGAAAAUAUGCUUCGUAUGUGCGGAAAAGUUGGCACCUUUUCAGACGGUUGUUCUUCUAUAGUUUUGACCUACUUUGAAGAUAUUUACAAGCAAUUAAAAACUGAAUUCAAGGCUGAGAGCAUUUGUCAUCUUAGUGGUCAAUGCAGUUCGAAGUAUCAUCAACAUGAAGAAGUAGAUGGCGAGGUAACAGAAGUUGAAAUACGCCCUCUUUCUACUGUUGGUAUGGUCGAAGUUGGAGAUGAACUACCAUGUAAAUUGUGCGAACAGCUAGUAACACACUUGCGAGAUCUUUUGGUAGCAAAUACUACUGAAUUGGAAUUUGAGAAAGUUCUCGAAGGUCUUUGUAAGCAGACAAAGUCCUUUAAAUCUGAAUGUAUAGCUAUCGUUGAUGAAUAUUAUCCAGAAAUAUACGGAUACUUGACCAAUGGAUUGGAUGGAAAUGCCCUGUGUCAAAUGGCCAGUGUAUGUCCUAGACCACAGAAAUCAAGUGAAAAUGGACCCAUUUGGCCUCUUCUGCCUAUAAAGCCUGCAAAGAUUGGUGAAGAAAUAAUGAUUAAGAAGAGGACCAAUUUGGGAGAAAAUGGCCAUGGAAUUAGACAAGAACAUAAAAAGUCAGAGGCAGAAGAGAUGCAACUACCACUGGAGAGAAUGCAAGUUUCUGAACUUAUGUUCCCCGCUGUCGGGGGCGGAAAUAAAGCAACUUGUGCUCUCUGCGAAUAUAUUCUACAUUAUCUCCAACAAGUUAUCACCAAUCCUGCCACUGAAGAUGAACUGAAGUUGGAAAUCAGUAAGGUUUGCAAAAAAUUACCAAGCAGCAUAGGAAACGAGUGUCAACAAUUUAUAGAUGUCUAUGGAGAUGCCCUAGUAGCGAUAUUGGCUCAAGAAAUUGAUCCAUCACAGGCAUGCCCGAUGCUCCGCUUGUGCCCAUCAGAAGAAUUGAUGAAUGCCUGGAAGUCUAUCCCCAAAGACCUGGUGAUCGUCAGUGAAAUUGAAGAAAAACCAAGUUGUCCGCUCUGCCUCCUUGCCGUAACACAGUUGUACAGUGUCGUAAAGAAUGAUAAGACCGAGGCAAGUAUAGAAGCGGCAUUAGAUAAACUAUGCGAUCAUCUACCUCACAACCUAGUGGAAGAAUGUACCGACUUGGUAAAGGGAUACAGCAAGGAGUUAGUGGACAUGCUAAUAGCAGAUCUCACACCUCAAGAAAUCUGUGUUUACAUUAAACUCUGUGACGCCGGUCCAACCGCUGUUCCAUUCAGAGAAAAUACCAUUUUUAUUGAUAGUAGAGAGAUCAUGACUAACGAAAUCCCAGAUUUUCCGGGAUACCAGAUACAACAGCACGAACCAGUUAACGAGAGUGCAAAAUGUGUAGUUUGUGAGUUUAUUAUGAAGCAACUGGAAGACACUAUGAAGAAACCGAGCAGCAGAAACGAAAUAGAGAAGGUUGUCCAUGGAGUCUGCAACGUUUUGCCUAAAACUAUCAAAGUUGAGUGCAACGACUUUGUAAACCAAUACGCUGACUUGGUAAUUGACAUGCUGGUAGCAGAAGUGGAUCCUAAGGAUAUUUGCACUGCCAUUUCAUUGUGUGGAAAACACAUGGAGGAAAUCCAAGCAUCAGUAGCAGAGUGUGCAUUGUGCCAAUCUAUCAUAUCAACGAUUGACAAAGAGUUGGUAGACCCAAAAAUAGAUCAUAAGAUCGAAAUGGUUGUAUCGAAAGUUUGCAAGUUUUUGCCAUCCAGCAAGCAAGAUAAGUGCACAUCGAUGAUUGAAAUAUAUGGACCAAGCAUUAUAAAUCUUCUAACUUCAUUCGUCGACAGUAAGAAGGUGUGCACUAAGCUAGCACUCUGCUCCGAUCAGGAUUACCUAGCAUUGUCAGCAAUGAAUCCUAGGCCGAGACGUUCUUCAAUUGCUGAUCUUGGCUCCAAGCGUUGUACAUGGGGUGAAUCGUAUUGGUGUGCAUCUCAAGAUAAUGCAUCUGAGUGUAAGGCUGUCGAUCAUUGCAAGGAAAAAGUUUGGAAAGCAAGCACAGCACCAGUAGUCGUGGCUGAUGGAAAACCUAAUCACGUUAAGUAGAAACAUCAAGAUAGCGUGAAGGUAUUCCUAACACUAUUAAUAACAUUUAACUCCCCAUCCUACACCCUCCAACUCCUACAAUAAUCGUCAAACAUACUAACAAUAACAUAUAACUAUCAAAUACCAACCACAAUGAUAUAAUUAGUUGAUAAUGCUAGCGGAGAAGCAAAAGAAGGAAUGCAGUUUAGCUAAGGCAUAUAUUCAUACUGUUGUGAUUAAUACAACUAUUCACUGUUAUUUGUUCAUAUUUUCUACUGAACAGUAUAAGUUACCUCAUUUCUGUCCCCAUGAGAUAGAAAUGUAGCCACUUAUUUGCUGCGAAUAAAAUGUCUUAGCUACUUGUUUUUUGCAAAUAUUCCUCACAAUACCACAUUAGAUCUGCAUAAGGUAUUUCCCUAUGUCUGUUUUUUCUACGUUGAAAAAGUAAGUUCUCAGUCGUUUGACAGCAGAAAAAAAAUGUCAAUGAAUUUUCAUAUUAAAUUCAACUGUGAUAAUACUGAAAAUAAAAAAUGUUUUAUUCAA